This is a messenger RNA of Seminavis robusta, 1483 nucleotides long. The record is from the annotation of a GenBank genome assembly. NCBI's taxonomy places the organism in Eukaryota, Bacillariophyta, Bacillariophyceae, Naviculales, Naviculaceae.
GGUCGGCAAGCAGCAUGUGCAUUACAACCGCCAUGAUAAUGGCUACAGCGGGUCACCAAAGAAGGACUUGACUCGUAAUACCAUACUAGCCACUGAAGCAUACAACAAUCCAUCUGGCUGGCUCACCGGGAGAGGGGAGAUAGAGAUGUCGGUUCGAGUGAAGAGGGGCUCGACGGUGCUGGGUGUUCUGACUAGUGAUCCCACCGAACCAAAGAUCAAGAAGAAGGACACAAUCACUAGUGCUACAGGUACUGACCAACAACAGGUGCCAUCCAAGUCCAAGAAGCAGUUUAGUUUUCUGUAUUCCCUGCUCAAUCCUCGCUCUCGACAAUGGCAGGCGGUGCUCUUCAAGACUGUCAUUUUCAGCGUCAUUGUGCUCGAUUUGGCUUCCUUUAUUUUGUCCACGGAAAAAGCGUUGGAAAAAUACCAUUCCUAUUUUCAUGACAUGGAAAUGGUUUCAUCGGCAGUCUUUUUAUUGGAGUACUUGGCGCGAUUGGUGAUUUGCGUCGAACGACCACGGUAUCGACACCAUGGUCCAUUUUGGGGGCGCUUGCGGUUCGCGUGUUCGGGAGCGGCCAUUUUGGAUGCUCUGGCCACUCUGCCCUUUUUCAUUGAUCGGCUCGUGGGAUCGGAAUUGCCUCGAUUGACGUAUUUGCGCUUUUUAAGGAUGAUGCGCAUUACCAAAACUAGUGGUGCUACCAGAGCCACGUCCGCGGUAUAUCGAGUCAUUUAUUACAAUGGGGAAAUUCUCUAUGUGGCAACGUUUGUGUGCAUUAUGCUCGUGUUGGGGACCGGUGUCAUUCUCUACUAUUUGCGACCUGUGGAUACCCACCUAAACGACUACUCGGAUGAAGAGUUCCAGUCCAUAUUGUCCACCAUGUACCUAGCCACACUCAUGUUGACAGGACAAGGCAGUCCUCAAGGUGACCUUCCGUGGUAUACCAAGGUCGUGGUGCUAGGUACAAGCAUCGUGUCAGUGGCAAUGUUUGCCAUUCCAGCUUCGAUGCUCACUUGGGGCUUUGAAGCCGAAGCAGCACGAAUGGCGAAGCGAGCGUACGAGAUUCGUAAACGCAGAGAAUCGGGGCUAUCGGACGAUGACGAUUACUCGACCGAUGAAGAAUAUCAAAAGAUUAUUGCAGGGGAAGAGACGGAAGAUGAUGACUCCAGCGUCGGUGCCAGCGAAGACCCACUGCGCAAACAGCUCAUGGAGAGUUUCCAGAGCGCAGAUGCCGAUGGUUCUGGAAACCUAACGCUCCGGGAAUUUAUCCAGCUGUCGUUGGAACAACAACAACAACAACAACAACAACAACAACAGCAGCAACAACAACAACAAACGGGGGGCAUGGCCUCAAUGGCAGCGGGAGAUGGUCCUGUUUUGGCGGGGAUGAUGUGUCGAGUACAACAGUUGGAGAAGGAAGUCAAGUCGAAUAGUGAGAAAUUAGACCGGAUUCUGGAAUUGCUGGAGCCAAAGAAAGACAAAUGA